This is a messenger RNA of Chara braunii, 1357 nucleotides long. The record is from the annotation of a GenBank genome assembly. Lineage: Eukaryota; Viridiplantae; Streptophyta; Charophyceae; Charales; Characeae.
ACUAGGGGGAAGUCAAGUGCCUGGUCAGGCAGGGAGGAGAAGGUCGCUAUCGACAUAUUGAGUGGCUAGAGUAGCAGGAGAAGGACGAAGGGGGAGGGGGAGGGGGAGGAUGCGGGGUAGGGAGGAUGAGAGGGCCGGAACAGGGUGCAGCAUGCAAGGUGACAGAGUUUUGUUCAUCUUGUUCUGGUACUGCUGUUGGAGGUGUUGCUGUGAGAGAAACCCCUCUCGAACCCAUUGGCUUGCAAUGGUUUCUUGGAAAGCGGUUGUACUCUGUCUCUGCAGGUCCAGCAGCACUACAAUAUUCAGCUGACAGUAUUGUUGAAGCGGUAGCGGCAGUGCGACCACUUGAUGUUGACGCUCACUUGAUUGCCAGAACACAGGGAAUUCUUCAGGAUCAAUUGGUAAAUGUGAUUGAUUUUCUGCAACAGGACAAGGGGACGGCGCUUCUGCGAGGAGAUGUCUUUGAUCAACCAAUUCGAACUGACAUUGUGCACAGGGUUGUACGAUGGCAACUCGCCAGAAGACAACAGGGAACUCACUCAACCAAAGGCAUCAGUGAAGUAAGUGGUACUGGGAAAAAGCCGUAUGCUCAGAAGGGCUCAGGGCGAGCACGUCAUGGAACGCUCAGGGGUCCACAGUUUCGUGGCGGUGCCGUGGCUCAUGGACCCAAGCCAAGAAGCCAUGAAAUCAGUCUGCAAAAAAAAGUGCGCAGACUAGGUCUCAAGGUAGCUCUGUCGGCGCGGUUGGCAGAAGGAAAGCUCUUGGUACUUGACAGCGUGGAACCUCCUUCAACGAAGACGGCUGAGCUGGAACGAUUGAUUGCGGAUAUGGGUGAUAUCCGGAAAGUUCUCUUUGUCGAUGGUACAGAUCAAGUUAAUGAAACUUUACAACGAGCUUCUAGCAAUUUACAUUACGUCAACGUGCUUCCACAUCAGGGUUUAAAUGUUUAUAGCAUCCUCCAGCACGACACAUUGGUUUUGUCCCUUGCAGCUGUCCGGCAAAUUGAAGAGCGGCUAACUCGACCAAUUUCACGAUAAUGAGACGUUGUGUCACUACUUCAGAUUUUUCCGGCACAUGAAGCUUCUUGCUUGUCUUGAAACUGCUGCCAUAUCUGGCGCUUUUUUCCGUAUUUCAGUUUUGCAUGCGAUAAGGAAUCUGUGUUGAAAAAAUGGGUCAUCAUGAGAAAAGGGUGUUUUUGAUAUCUACAGAGAUGUCGAGGCAAAUGGAACACAACGGACGUUAUGUCGGUGUCCCCCUUGAACGAGUCAUACUCACAAUUGUGAAUGAGCUUGUUCAGAGUGAAGCGAUAGGUCAAAUCAUCCAACCAAAGCACUUGCUCAAGUAGUCCAAGCAAAGC